This is a messenger RNA of Linepithema humile (Argentine ant), 5644 nucleotides long. Its product is annotated as putative leucine-rich repeat-containing protein DDB_G0290503. The record is from RefSeq and is a predicted model, not a curated record. Lineage: Eukaryota; Metazoa; Arthropoda; Insecta; Hymenoptera; Formicidae.
AAAACAGAAAAUGAAGAUGACAAACUUGUCUGUUUCAGUGAUUUAAUUAAGCAAUACGCUGAAAAAGACAAAGAAAUUCAAUCUUUGAAACAAGAUUUGGAAGUUACAAAAAUAGAAGCCAUGCAUAUGAUGUCUAAUUCUAAAUCUGACGUAGAUAAAAUAGCGAAAUUAAAAAAUAACUUGAUGAAUAUUGAAGAGGAAAAUAAAAAAUUAAAAUCCAAAGUAGAUGAAUAUGAGAUAAGUAUAGCAGCAUAUAAACAGACUAUACAACAGCUAAAAUGUAAAAUAGAAGAAAUGGAAGAUGAACAUGGCUGUAAAACUAUGGAGUAUAAUCUACAAAAGUCUGGUUUUGAAGAAAAAAUUAAAAGUUUGGAAUGUGAUUUAAAAAAGUUCAAACUAAUACCCAAAAAGAAAGAGAAAAAAAUCACUUCUAUCAAUUCUGAUGCAACUAAAUUCAGUACGGCAGAAACUAAAUCAACUGCAGAUGUUGGUAUCAAUGUGUCAUUAUGUGAUAGUGUAUUAAAUACAAAAUCCGAAGUACAAGACAAAAGUAUUAUGACUGAUAAAUUUUACAAUACAAAGGAUGAUCCGUAUCCAUUAUUUUGUGCAAAAUGCGAAGCUCAUUUGUCUCCAACAAUAACUCCUGAAAAAAUAUGCAGAACAAUGAGCACAUAUCCAGAAUUAAUCAAUGAAAAUAUAUUUUCUCCACCGAAAAAAAUCUUGCCGUCUUGUUUAUCACUUGAUGAAUAUUCGGACUCUACAAAUAAAUGUGAAGACACUUUUUCCUUUGGAGUAUUACCCACGUCACUUCUGAAUCCAUGUAAUAAUCAGUAUAGUGAUCCCAUGGAGAAUCAUUUAAAACCUCAAUUGAAACAUUCAUCUAGAACGACACAAAGUUCUGAAAACGAAUUAAAGAGUUCAAAUAUUGCAAUGCAUGUCCCAGUUGCAACCAAUAUAUCCACUAAUUACAGUUCUGCAAAAUUUACUUUACCCGAAAAUAUUGACUGUAUGAAAAAAUAUUACUCUGAUUUAUUAGCUCAACACUCUUCGUCUUUUAAACAAAUACAAAGAAAACUUAAAUUGUUGGGAAGUAAAAUGAAGAAACUCCGAAGAUCACAGAAAAAACAGAGAACUAGUUCUUGUCGUCAUCAUUGCGUUAGCAAUCAUGAUAAUGGUGCCUUCCUAAAUUCAAAUCUUCUUUCCACAAUUUGUAAAGGUGUAGCACAGUAUUAUGACGAGAAAAGGGAAAACGAGCGAAAAAUCGAAUCAGAAAACUAUAGUGCAGAGAAGAUACAGUUAAGAAAAAGAAAACGAUCGGAUGAUGAAUAUAAUGAAUAUAAUGUUAGAUAUAAUGUUAAAAAUCCAUUUUCAUUACAAUGUGAAAAUCUUGAAGAGGAUACCCCUAUAGAAGAUACUAGUAAUAUACUUGAAGAGGUUGCUGAAGAAACUGAUACUCUACAAUCUUCGCAAAUAUUAUGUAUAAAUAAGAGCACUCCAACAUUGGAUGUAAAUGCAUCUAAUGUAUCUUUUAAUAGCACUGAUCAGUCGUACGAGAAAGCUCUAGUCGCUCACAGAGAGAUUGUAUCUGAUUCAGCAGAAGAGGUAUCUCCCGAAGAUAGUGAUAGAAAAUCACAUUCAAGUAAUGAUGAAAUAUGCACAAGCAAUAAUUUAUUAAGUAAAAGUAACGUAGAAUCUGUCAACGAAUCUGUCAUGGAAAUGACAUGCUUGUCAUCUGAUGAUGAUAAUAAAAAUUGUGAUGAACAUUCCAUUGAUCAUGCAUAUAGCAAAAUUCAUACAAUUGCAGAUGAAAGCAAAAUGAAAGGAAAGAAUCAAAAUAAAGAGAAGUUGAAUAGCCGCUUGUUAAAAAACAUUCGAAAUUUAAAAAGAAAAACACAAACUAGUCACAUAAAUAAGCAAGAGAAUAUUGAAUCAGGGCCUAAUCAUCGUUCUGAACUUAAUGAGUUAGCAAAAAGACUACAGGUCGAAAAUAAGAAUAAGCCUGACAAUCGUACGAUACAGAUUAAGAAUUUAAAAAGAAACUUAGGAACACGAGCAAUUUCAUUUAUAAAUAUGCAAAAGGACAGUAUUAAGGAAAGUGCCAUUGAGUUGUAUUCCGAACCAUCAAAAAAGUUGCGCAUUGCACAUGUUCCAAAAACGUCAUCAGUUCCUCAAUUGAGUGUUAAUCAGCACACAGAUUAUACACAUCAUAGGAUAAAAAAUAUAGUUAAUUCAGAAGUAUCUCGACAAAAAUAUGGUAGAAUUCAGCAAUUAGGUACACCGACUCAAAAACUUACUUUAUUAAUCAAAAAUGAAAAAGAUUACGAAAUAAAUAAAAAUUGUGAUGAAAAAAAUUCUGUCGAAUGUAUUAAAGCACGCAGCAUCGACCAAAAGCCUACAAGUGAAAAAUGUCAAGACAAUUUUGCUCUGCCUAUUACGAAUAACGAAUAUGCACCUACAACCUCGGAAUUUAAUAAAGGUGAUGAAGUCUCAAUUGAAGAUGGAACUGAUGAAAAUGUAUCAAUAAAUAGAGAAACGACGGGGACAUCGGUCAAUUGCGAGGAAAUCGAUGCGCAAGCAAAGACAAUCGAGCCUAGAGAAGUGAUAACUCCGGCCAUUGAAUUGUAUUCUUGUAAUGCAAUUCAAGAUAAGCAUUGCGACGAUCGCGAGACAUCAAAGAAUAUGAAUGUGAAUGUGUUAACGUCAAAUCGAUUGGCUGCAUUGGAAGCAGCAAUGCGUAAAAGUCAUAAUCAUGACAUAUCUGAUAAAACUUCCAAAAUUCAACAUUUGCCGCCAAGCGACAGUGCGAUUAUUGUUGAAGACUGUGUUGAAGAUGACAAUGAUACGGAAGAAUCUCUUGAUAAAGCAAAGAAUAUAAUAGGCACACGAGAAAAACUAAGCAUUAAUAAUGGAAUGACAGGAAUACAGGCUACCGAGACUCGGAUAGAAGACACAUGCUCAAAUGAACAAGACAAAAAAAUGAAAUCUAUUCCUGUUCGUUGUGUCGAUAUAAAUGAUGAUGAAGAACCCCAAACGCCGAUGUGUCGAUUGACUAAAUAUAUCAAUAAUAAAAAACGAAUUGUUCGCAAGAGGCCGAUUAAGAAAAUAACAUACAUUUGUAAAUUAGCAGAUAAGUUUGUGAAGAAGCAGUUGGAAAAACUUAGGGACAGUCUUUGGGAAGAUUCUGUAUAUUGUGAUGUAAUGCAGAAAUUAAAGAGCACAUGCGGACCUCGUAUAAUAGCCAAAUGCAUAGUGGAAUUUUUAUUGGAGAAUGUCAAUUAUAUGGAGGAUUUGGACAAGUCAUUUACCCCUCCAGCACCAUUGAUGACGACGUUUGAGCAGAAGAUUAUAGCGCUAUUAAUCGAUUUAGACGCGUCGAAACCAAAGAUUAUUCAUUUCGUACAAGCUGCUAUCGAGUACAACCUAUUUAAGCUUACUAAUGAAGUAAAGGUGCAAGUUGAAACACUCACGCGAAUUUACGUCAUCUUAUCACGAAUCAAGAAAGAUAGAGAAAGAGUACGCAUGAUGUGCUGCAACGCUCUUUAUUGCUUGGGAUUUAAAUCGAUAAAUGUUCUAUACACGAUAUUAACAUGCUGGCCUGAAGUUCUUCCAAACGCUGAGACCAAUAAAGGAAUAUUACCAAAGUGCAUAGCUUUUCUCAUCGGCUCGCAGUGUGCUAAUGAAUUCAAUAAAUUAACCGCAUUAAAGUCGUUAAUAUCGUCAUUUUAUAAAUAUUCUUAUAAUAAAGAAACAAAAAAAGAUAUGAUCAAAGAACUCAUGAAUGCUUUGAAAGCUGAAAAAACCAAUGGCUUAGAAACAGCUAUUAUACUUGUUGCAAAGAGAGAAGGGCCGUCCUGGACAUAUCAAAAUAUUAUUCAAUCCGAUUUAUUGCCAAUGAUCAUCAACCAUGAGCUUCCCUGUGUAUAUAGCGCGUUUUCUCUACUUGGAAAGCUUAUGCGUGCAUUCCCAUUGAAAGAUACAGACCAUGUUGUGCAGGAUAUCAGCGAACAGCUCCGUGACCUCAUUCAGUCCGGCCAAGGUUCGGAAGAUCAACAAGAAGGCAUAAUUUCUGCGUUGCUCAGUCUUUCUAGACACAAGUUUAAUAUUGUCGCACAGUGUGUAAUAAACUGGACACCGAAUAAAUCUUUAAGGCCAGCGACCGUCACACAAUUGGAAGCAUUUAUAAAUGCGCGUAAUGCAAACUUUUGGAAACAAUACUUACAGAAGAAGUGUGUCCAAAGUAAAAAGUGACACACUAUUUACGUUAAAUGAUUAUAACAUCUGAAUCUUUUUAAUUAUUGUUAUAGUCCAUCUUAUAAACAGUCAGGUUGAAGUACAGUGAGAAACAAGAUAUCACACGAAUACAUUAUGAAUGUAAUAUUUAUUGUUUAAAAAGUUUUGGACAACAAGUUUUGUUGUCCCUUUGAUUUUAGCGAAAUUUACAAACGUCACACGUAUUUAGGUCACAGAAUUCCUUAAUCUCAUUGCAAACUUGGUUUACACAAUGCUCGUCUGAUUUCGUUUUUAUGUUGUUUUAUUAUUAAUUUUUACAUACUACUAAUCUACAUUUAUUUUAAUGUAGACUGUAACUUUUAAUAUUGUAUAUUGCUACACGUCAUAUCAAAAACUAAUUGACAUCUUCACAACUUGUUUCAUGUUUAUAAAAUUCAUGUACAUUACUUCUGAAAAUGUUAAUAUGUUUUUUUGUAAUUUUUAAAAUGAAAAGAGAUCUCUUUUUGUAAAAAUAUAUAAAUAUUAGCAAGUUAUACGGUUGUCUUACACUGCUCGUUAUUUUUUUUUCAAAAUUUCUGCUCUAUAUAUCCUAACGUUAAUCAUAUAUGAUUUCAAUCUUUAGUUUAAGAUUUAAAACUUAGACAUAAUAUAUCCAAAAUUGUCAGACCAAAUGAUAAAAUACAUAAACAAAAAAAAACUUUGUUACGAUGGAAAGUUAAAAAAUAAUUGAUAUCAGCUUGGCAUGACAAAAGAGUGAAAAUAACAGUUUGUACUUGCAGCAGUAGAUUCAAUCAUUUCACCAAUGCACACAUCUCGUUUCGAAAUGUAGCGAAACGAAACAUUGGUCUGAACAAAAUUGCAUAUAAAUAUUUAUGAGAUUUUGAUCAAUAUGACUUCAAGCGUGAGUCUCAAUUUAAUAUCCAUUUCUGAAAAAGCACGUCUUUAGUGGGAACUAAUAAGCAUGAAAAAUUGCAUGUGCAUAUAUAUACUACUCUAAAAAAUUAAGCUAUUAUAUUUUUCGUGAAAGAACACACAAGGCAAGUUUUACAUAACUUUAACUUUGUAACAAAUAAUUGCAUCAAGUAUCGAAAAAAAAGUAUUUUAAAGCGCUGAAUCUCUACUUCGGAAUGCUUUUUGCCGAUAUAAUGCGAUUAUUUGUUAUAAAAUUAUAAAAGUUAUUUGAAAUUUGUCUUCUUUUUUGAUGAAAAAAGCAAAUAAUUCCUUGAUCUUUUUGUCUAGCGUAUAAACAGAAAAUGUGUAUCUACUUUAGUUGUUUGUAAUAUAUCUAAUUGUAAGCGUUAUUUGAGGUAAUAUUCCAUAUGAUAUCGUCAGAUAUACGUUAGACUAAAUAUUAAUAAAGCAAAAAAGAAAGUUGUAAAAUAUCAGUAUUCAUACUAGAGAUUUAGAAACAAGA